GCACAAAUCAAGAAACCCUGUUUAACUGAUUUAAUAAAAUCAUAUUUACCAAUAUCUUAAUGGAAAUUAUUUUACAGGAAUCUACAUACGUGUAUAUAUAUCUAUAUAUCUUUGUAACUUGAUUGUGUUUUUGUUUUGUACACGAAAUCAACUUAAAUUCUGUUAUUAUUGAAUGCUUAUUAAUUCUUUAGUUAAUUAUCAAUACUAUUAUUAUUAUCACUACCAUUAUUAUUGCUUUAUUAUAAUCUAUGCUACUAAACAAUUUAAUUCUAUAAUUAUUAGACAAUUAAUUAAUUAUUGGAACAAAUUAUUUAAUAAUAAUAAUCUAUUUAAUUUGUCAUGGACAAAACAUAAUAUUUCAAUAAAUAGUUUAAAUCAAUCUAUACAAUAUAUACGCGUAAAUUUUGAAAAUUUAUCAUUGAAAUCGAUUGAAAGUACUUACAUUCAAUGUGAUCAAAUGAAGUCUUCUCCUUCUUCUUCUUCUUCUUCUAAUAAUAAUAAUAAUAACAUUGAAAAGAUUAAAAUUAUGAAUAUUUUAAAAAAUCCUUUAAUACAUAAUAUUACUGAUUAUUAUAUCGAUGCGACUAAAAAGAAUAAAUAUUUAUUAUUCAAUAAAAUUAUACAAAUCUUAAUGAUAAUAAUAUUAUUUAAUUAUUCAAUAGAUUACAUGAAUAAAAAUCUAUGCAUAACUGCUAUGCAUUUACAUAAUACUAUACUAUCACCAUUAACGGAAAAGUCAACUGAUUCAGAGACAAUAUUAGAAUCAGAUACAUCUACAUUACCUAAAUAUUUAAUUGAAUCACCUAUAGUAAAAUUAAUUAAAACUCCAAAAAAUAUACAACAAAAUUAUUUAGACAAUGAAUUACAAUUAGAAAAUAAAGUAAUGCAAAGAAUAUCAUCAAUAUUUCAAGAUAAAAAAGCUAUACAAGAUUUAUUAAGAGAAAUGAAUGCAUAUUAUUUAACAUAUGGAAGACCAAGAUACGGAUAAAUGAAGUUGAAAAUUAUGAUGAUUAAGAAAAUACACAAUGAAUUUGUCAAGAAUAUAUACACAAUGUAUCAGCGAAAUUUUUAAAGAAAUAUAUAAAUUGAAAUAAAAUGAUAAUAUUAAGC
This is a messenger RNA of Schistosoma spindalis, 1110 nucleotides long. Lineage: Eukaryota; Metazoa; Platyhelminthes; Trematoda; Strigeidida; Schistosomatidae. The record is from the annotation of a GenBank genome assembly.